AUGCAAGCGAACAUACAAACUCACCAACAAAAUGUCACAUUCCCGGAGUUGGAAGCAAGAAUGGAAGAAAAUUCUCCUUCUUCAUUCUUCGAUGGGACUAGCGUAAAAGAAUUUGAUUUCAUUGAAAUGCCAAUCACUUGUUGCAAAUCCACUAACUGUGCACUCUUCUUCUUGAGAGUACUCAUUUACUUCAAAUACACCAUUCAUAAUGCGAAUACUGAGAGUAUACAAUUAUCAUCACAAAAGCAACCAUAUUAUUCUCAUUUCAUUGAACAGGAUAAUAGAGAUAUCGAUUCAUCAAUGGAUAAUAGUCAUUUAGACAAGACAAAUUUACCUUAUGUAUUGAAUACAGACAGUUCAAAAUCAUGUGUAUGCUGGAAGUGGCCAAGUUGUGCUAGCAAUUGUACACUUGAUCCAUUAUUGAAAUCAGCUGUACAAUCAGAUUAUGGAUAUUUAUCCCGUGUACCCCUACCAUUCACUAUACUAUUCCCCUAUCAAGCAAGAAAAUCACGUAACAAUUAUGAUACAUCUACACUAGGCAGACAAGGUGGUUACUUUCAGAAUACUCGAUUCUGGCUUAUUACGCCCAAUCAACAGUAUAUAUUAUUGAAGUUACAAAGAUCUCGGAUAUUUAGUCAUUCAGGUAAUUACUCUACACUAUAUUAUCAAAAGAAAACCGGUGGACAAAUGUAUGAAUUUGAAUCUGAUAAAUUGAAGAAUUGUUUUUACACUGGUACAGUGAAUCAAACAGAUGAACGAGUCAAUUCAGAUAUGCCAAUUUCUUCAUCUUAUGUUGCUGUAGAUACAUGUUUUGGCUUACAUGGUAUUAUUCAUUAUGCGAAUCAAACAUAUGGUAUACGACCGUUGCAUUGUUCACAGUGUGAUUCUACUGCAGUCCCACACGUGCUUUAUCCACAUCGACCAACCUCAAUAAGUAGAGACGUUGAAUUACCAGUUUUCUGGCGACCUACUGAUAUCUUUAGUAUGAUGAAUCGAAGACCUUUAUUGAAAAGCGAUACUCCUAAAAUCUUUAUCAUAAAUCUCGCCUUGACUCUUGACCAUCAUUUAUUUACAAAUUUAGGUCAUAACCUUGAACGUGGCAUUCACUAUUUGAGCAGUGUGCUAAAUCAAGUCACCAAGUCAUUUCAUAAUCUACCAGUUGAAUUACACCUAAUUCAGUCAGAAAUAUGGACAAUACGUGAUUUGAUCCCAAUAGAUGGAAGUAUUAAAACGACAUUGAAUAAUUUUGCGCAUAUGAUGAUACACCGUCGACGUAAACACUCAAAUUCUUCAUUAUUGACAAAGGUGAUAGAUUAUAAAAGUCUCUUGAAUUCUUCUGGUAGAAAUGAUUCAUUUAGACAUCAUCGUAUUCAUCGACGAUCAGUUGCUUCAAGUGAUUUCCGUAAACCAUCAUCGUCAUCAUCGACAACUACAAUACCUUCAAGUAAUCCAUCGUUAUUUACAAAACGUUUUGAUAUCCAAUUAUUACUUACUAGUAAACAGUUCACUGAUUCAGUUGAGUAUUUGGCUAUACCAGAUAGUAUAUGUACACCAAGAGCUUUAGGAGUGAUUCAAGUAAACAGUACUGAAAUGGAUUAUCAUGUUUCCAGAUUGAUAUCUUUGGCUAUUGCAGAAAUACUCGGUGUUAAAUCAUUCCCAUGUCCACCAUUGUACAGUUGCAACUCUUCUGAUCUCUUUUCCGAUGGUGAUAAUUCUCGUCUUCAACUUGCUCUAUCCUCUGGUAUGGCUGAUUGUUUACUGGACAAUAGUGGAUCAAAGGAUCUUAAAUCUUUUAUUGAUGCCUGUGGUAAUGGUCAUAUUGAUCGUGGUGAAGAAUGUGAUCCUGGUGUUCGUUUAACUACUACUGUCACUUCUGUCAAUCUUACUAAUCCAAUGUCAUGUUGUAAUCUUGAUACAUGUCUAGCUUCUGUAUGGGCAGUGUGUACACAUGGUCCAUGUUGUCAUCAAUGUCGUUUAAAACCUAAAGGAAGUGUUUGUCGUCCAGCUUUUGAUCAAUGUGAUCUACCAGAAUUUUGUACUGGUACACAACCAUCCUGUCCACUUGAUUUAUACUUGGAAAAUGGUUCCCCAUGUCUUACUCAUACGAUCCAAUCAUUGUUAGACAGUACUUCAUCAUCAUCAUCGUCACUAGCAACAGCGCCUGUGAAUGGACAGCAGAACAAUUCAUCACCAUCUAAUCAUAGAUCUUUAUGCUAUCAAGGCAGAUGUCCAACACGUCAUAGCCAGUGUCAAAUGAUUUGGGGACAAACAGCUACAGAAGCAGAUGAUUACUGCUUUCAUUUACAUAAUACUAAAACAGAUGGAGCUUGCGGUGUAAAGGGGAAGAAUUGUGCUUCUGAACAUGCAAAAUGUGGCCUUUUACAAUGUCAAGGCGGUAAACCUAGACCAACAUCUUUAGAAGCUCAAUCUGGUCAACCAUUUGUCACAUAUACAGAACAUCAUGGACGUCAGUUUGAAUGCAAAUAUUUAUCGCAUUCAUCUAAAGUUCGAUUUGUCCCUGAGGGUGCAUCAUGUGCUCCUGAUCGUUAUUGUUUUCAUCAAGAAUGUGUACUACCACAUGUUGCAUUUCGUUCUCGUUGUCCAACUGGUCCUGUCCAUCGACAUUUAGACGAUGGACGUAUUCUUUAUCAAAAUAUUACAUGUUCUGAUCAUGGAUUGUGUACAAGUGAUGGAUUUUGUUUGUGUCAUCCUCAAUGGACUGGUCAUGCAUGUGAGCUUGAAGCCAACGUCAAUCUGUCUACAAUUAACGCUUUAAAUGAAGAUAAACCGAUUUCAAACACAAACUCAACAUUGAAAAUCCAGUCAGUUACUACUAAUAGUAUUUAUAAUAAUAAUAAUCCAUUGAAUCCUGAAGUUAUUCAAUGGAUUUGGAACUAUUUGGAGCAAAUGCAACAACCAUAUGCAAAUCAUCGAGAUUAUCAAAUGAAAAAGCACAGUGCUGAUAAUCGGAGUCAUAAAACACCAUUGAACACAUUGUAUUUAGUGUGUAUUCUUGGUGUUGUUGUUGGCGGGAUAUUUCUAUUUCUAGCUAUAUUCAUAUUUAUCUACAGACGUCGAGGUCGUUCAAAUUUUUGGGGAAAAUCUUAUUAUACUACUCAUAAAAACUUUUGUACAUUUCGUCGUAAUAGACGAAGAAAUCCUGAUCUAUUAUCCCCACGUGUUGUUAAACACAAUGGAUCAUCACGGUCAUUUAAUUCUGCUGUUACUACUACUACUACUACCAAUAACAAUAAUAAUAAUAAUAAUAAUAAUAGUUCCAAUUUAGGUGAAUGUCAAGAAUUACAAAAUUCAUUAUAUGAUAAAUCUACUGGUGGUGGUGGUGGUGGUGGUGGUGGAAGUUGUAGUAGUCGUGAUAAAGGAUAUGAACGUCAUCGUCAUCGUCUACAUCAUAAUCGUCUAAAUGGUAGUAAUCAUAAUGAAUGUUCACAUCAUCGAAAUGGUCGAAAUAUUAGUAAUAGUAGCGGUAGUAAUCGUUACCGAGAUGAAGAAUAUCAUAUUUCAGAUUAUGCUAACAAUGAAAAUACUAGUGGAAAACAUCGACGUAAACAAUACCAUCGUACUGGUCAUAUGAAAAAAGAUGAAUUAUCUAAUAAGAAGAAAAUUGAUCGUAAGCAUAAAUCUAGUCGAACUAGUGCACCUGGAAGCGAUACUAGACUAUUGGAACCAUCUAUUGAAGGUCAAUAUGGAAGUAAUUUCUCAGAUACUGAAUUAACAUGUAACAAUGAUAAGAAUAUAGAUGAGUUGAAUAAUAGUACGGAUAGAAUUAUCAAAUUUGGCAGUAUGCCCUCGUAUAAAGAGGAUAAAAUCCGACAAUUGAAACAAACAAUAACUGAUACAUCUUCACAGAUAAUUGAUUAUCGAUCAUCAAAAAAUGGACUGUCUAUAUCAUCUAACAGUCAAAAUAUCACCUCUCCACUGGAUUCUACUGCCUUGAUAGUUACUUUACCUAUCGAAUCAAACUUUAAUAAUAAUAAUAAUAAUACUGUUAAGAGUGUUAUUUCUGGUUCUAAGUUUGAUAUACCGAUAUGUACAAAUAUGACCAAUUGUAAAUUAGAUCUUUUAGACUCAUGUAAACAUUCUAAUUUGUAUUAUGCAUCGAUGAAUUCUACAUCGACGACAACGACGACGACGACGACGACACCGCUAAAUAAUUAUCCUGUUACAUUAUCAUCAAUUGUACCGCCUUUAUUUCCAUUUUCAUCAAUCACUUACUCUGAAUCAUCAAUAAAUUUGAUGUCACCUAUAAAAUUAUUUACAUCAAAUGAAUUAUCAUGUAUACAACAAACUCCUUCAACUUCAAAACAAACUUCAUUAUUAUGUAAUAGUACUACAACUGCAUUGAUUGGUGCUGGAAGAGCUGGAGCUAAUGCAGCAGCUGCUCUAGCGGCGGCGGCGACGGCGGCGACGGCAACAUCAGCAGCAUCAGUAACGUUACUACCUGAUGGUGUAGAUUUACCUAAGAAGGAAAUAUCAACGAAUAAUUAUUCUGUAACAACUUCAAUAGAUACUUCUAAGGAUGUUAUAAAUGAUACACAAUUUAGUAUAAUUAUGGAGAAUUCUUGGCGACAACCAGAGAAAGGUAUUUUAAAGAAUAAAAAUGAAGGAGGUGGUUUCACUAUAACGAAUUCAUCUGUCACCGGUCAUUUAACUAAUGAUAGUAGACAUCGAAGACGAUCAUCAUCAUCAAAUCACACUCGAAAACAUCAUCAUCGUCAUCAUCAUCAUCAUCAUCAUCAUAAAUCAUCAUCUAACCGACAGAGUUCAAAACUUCAACAACAAUCUAAUUCUCGUCAGCAUACAAAUGAUAAUGAUAAUAGUUUACAACGAAUUGAUUCUUCCCUUUCUGAUUGUUCUUGUUAUUUAUAUGAAAAUGAGAAAAAAGGUAGAAAACAUCAAACUCAUGAUGAUACUAUCAUUCUACGACAUCAUAAUCAACGUAAUAAUAAUAAUAAUGUUAAUAGUCGAUCGAAUAGCUUGAAUGAUACAAGUUUACAUUCAGAAUUUUGUUGUUCAAUAGAAGGUGAUAGAAGUCCAAGUGGUAGUUCAUCUGCAUCAAGUCAUUGUUUAGGAUUUUCUUCAAAUCAUUCCUCCUCAUCAACAUCAACAUCGUCAAUUUCAUCGUCAUCAUCAUCAUUCACUGAUUUAAAUAAUAUUGGUCAUCAUCAUCAUCAUCAUCAUCAUCAUGAUAAAGAUUAUGAUAAUCAUAGUUUAAGUUCUUCAUCGACUUCAUCAACUACAAGCACUUGUUCCACUGCUUUAGAGGUGAAUAUAAUGAAAGGUGUAAGUCAACAUCAACAUCAUCAUGGUACUUUAAAAGAAUCCAACUAUACAACAGAUCGUGAUCGUACAAAACGAUUAGAUGAUAUAAAUGACAAAUUAAAUCGAUCCAGUCAACAACAACAACAACAUCAAUCAAAAAGCUAUGAUUAUCGUACAGAAAUUUCUCAGACAAUUAAACAUGGAAACAAUAAUCUGGAUACAGAUGUUAUUACUAACGAACGAGAGCAUCAACAACGAUGCUCUCGUCGACACAGUUGUAAACAUCAUCGUCGACAUUGUCGAUAUCGUAAACAUCAUACACAUAAACAUCAUAAUGAAUCUGACCAAGAAAUACCAGGUACAGUUAAUUUAACUGGUGGUGAAUCAUUAGGAUCUUCAUCAAGUACAAAUAAUAAUUGUACUUCUGGUCUUUCUGAAGCCUCUUCAUCUUCUUCUGGAUUAACUGUUUCUCAUCAUUGUCGACGUUCUAGGACAAGAAGUAUUACAGAUGAAGAUGGUACAACUUCUGGUUCACGUAGAAGUAGUCCACUUCCACCAGUUCCAACAAUUUUAUGCAAUGCAGGCCAACAAACUGAUGAAUUCAGUUUGUUGAAAGCAGUUGGUCUUACUAUAUCCUCUAAAACAAAUGCUAAUUCUGAAACAGUUGAUAGUGAUGAUAAUAAUAAUAAUAAUACAGCUGAAAAUGAUGCAAACCGUAAAUCUUAUUUAGAUUCUGAAGGUGGUGAAUGGGAAGAAGUUGAAUGUAAUGAAUCCGGUUGUGAAGAAUGUCAGAAUACUACUGUUUCUAUUAAUGAUAGGAAGUACCAAUCCAAUCAUUUGAUAGCGCAAGCGCCUAUCAUUUCAUCGUAUCCUCAAUCAUCUUCAAAUCGUUCAGGUCAAUUUCAAACUGUUGUCAAAUCAUCUCAUCAUUUUAAUCCAUUGUCAUCGUCUAUACCACAACAACAAUCAUUUAAUCCAUUGAAUUCAUCUUUGCCAACAUUUCAUCAACAGUCGAAUUCAAAUAAUUCAUCGUUAAAUUCAUCGAAAACAUCACGAUCUGGUAGUGGCUAUAAUAGUGGUUUACCGUCGAAUAUAGGCAAUUCGUCAACAUCCCAUUUAUUAAAUACUCAUACUCUUACUACUGAUAACAAUUCAAGUAGUAUGUUUCGUAAUUCAGUAAAUAAUGCAACGAAUCCUAUAACUACUAAUAAUAAUCGUACAACAUCAUCUUCAUCUUGUUCAUCUUCAACAAAUAAUAACCUAAAUAUUACCCAACAACAAUCUGUAGCAAUGAAACCACCUUUUGGUAUGGUCAAUAACUCACUGAAAUUUAGUUCAGAUGAAUUUACUGGUCAACACAGUGAACCCGAAGUUGAUGCCCACUUAAUGAACAAUAUAUCAUCGUUGAAUACAAAUGAACAACAGAGUUUAGGGAAUAAACUAUCAAUUAAUCCUAAUAUGAAUAACAGUCAUGUUAAUCCAAUUUAUCAACCAAUGAAUACCGCCUAUUCAUCAUCUUCAUGUAUACAACAUUCGUACGGUCAAUCAUUGGAUUCACAACCUGUACAACAUCAACCAAAGCUACCGAUACGUAGUGAUAAACCUAAUUCCCUACAAUUAUUCACCUCAUCACAAAUUAACAAUCCAGGUGUGAACAUGACAAAUAAUCGACUUGUUUACGAUGGAACUCAUCAAAUAGAAUAUACUACUGCUACUACUACUACUACUAAUAAUAAUAUGAAUAAUGUACACGAUAAUUUUGAAUCCUAUUACCAACAUCCUUAUGAAGAGGUGGCUACAGAUGAUUACGCCGAAACUAACAGUCAAAUGAAUUCUCUUCAACAUCAACAAUAUCCUUUCCAAUAUCAUCAUCAUCAGUCACACUUAUCACCCACUGAACCAACAUUGACACCAUCACAACAGCAUAUAUAUCAUCAACAUGGUGGUGGUGGUGUAAUAAUGUUGCCAACAUCAAUUAACUCAUUGAGAAGCACAAAUGAUACAGAUGGAUUUGGAUAUAUCACAAGAGGAAUAGAUAAUCCUGGAGGAGAUGAUGAUGAAAACCUUAGUUUAGAUGAAGGCAAUAAUAAUAAUAGUACUAGUGGUAAUAGUAAUCCUCAAUGUGGUAAUAUCUUUAAUCCGUAUCCUACAAUGGCGUUUAUGAAUACUCCAUCAAAUUAUAUCCAGUCUAAUACCAAUGCUGUUACUAAUAAUAUACCAUCAAAUUUUAAUCCAUCUUUUCCAAUUUGGAGUGGAAAUGAUGCUUCAGUUAAUCGAUUUCAAAUGAAUCCCGAUAAUUUAUCAUCAAUUCUUCAUACUACUAACGCUAGUAAUAGUAGUAGUAGACAAAUGGUUGAUGGUGUUGGUAUCAUAGGUUCUGGUGGAAGUACACAUCCUCCUUUACUAGCUGAUCUAGACGAUAUAGGAAGUGAUUUUAGUUUAUCAGCUUUUCGAUGUGAUCAAAUAAUCAAUAAUAAUGGUGAUCUAAUAACAACCACCAACACCACCGCAACAACAACAACAACACCAACACGAUCAUCAUUAUUACAUAAUCAUUUAUUGAAACCAUCUAAUCAUCAUAGCUCAAGUGAUAUUGGUAUAGAUGUUCAUAGUAAUGAUGGAACAUGUGAUGAAUCGGAUGCUAGUUCAUUACCUGAACAAGGUUAUGAUUUAAUACAUUUAGCACAAUUGGUUAUAUCAACUAGACCGAAUCCAUUAUUGAAUGAUUUGGCUAGGCAACAGGCAAGUUCAAAAAAGGCAACAAAUUAGUGAAACUACUCUCCCUCCCCCCCCCCCGCUAAUGUAUUUGUAUUUUUUUUGUAUCUCUAUUCUAUAUUGACAAUCAUUCUAUUUCCAUAAUAAUAUUAAACCGUGAUAUUUCAAAGUGGCCUUUAUUCUUUGAAGAAGAUGGAUCUCGUUUGAAAUUUCGCUAUUGUUCUCAACUAGUCAUCUAAGCCCCUUAUUCAAUAAUUCAUACAUACACACACACACACACACACGUAUCACCACCACCACCACCAUUAAUCACUGAUGUUACUGUUGCCAAUACCUACAGCUCUAUAUUAAUCGAUAUUGAAAUUCUGUACAGUUUUUUUUAUUGGUUAUAAUGCAUAGAAAUAUAAAAUGGAUGGGGAACCAUUUCUGUUGUUGUUGUUGUUCAUUUCCCUUCUCGUUUUCUUUCUGCAUUUGUAUACCAUCAUCAUCAUCAUCACAAUCCUACUAUUGUUCAUCAUACAUUGACUAUUGAAUAGUAAUUAUAUAAAGUCAUAAUAAUUACUUUUACUAACUAAUAUAUAAACAUUUAUUACAUAACUAAAGAUAGAAAGGAAACAAUAGUAAUCGAAAACAAAAAAACCUGUCUCAAUUCAAUAUAUAAAGUUAUCUAAUUAGUAAUACUGUGGGACAGACGUACGGCAAUUGAACAAUUGAACACUUGAAACAUUGAACACUUUGUGUUUUAAAACAAAAACACUCCACAAUUUUAUUCAUUAUUUAUUUGUAUUCUUAUUAUUACACAUUUUAGGAGGAUUCAAUGUAGGUGUAUAUAUACUUAUACUUAUAUUCAAGAAACAAUGUAGGAAAAAUGUUAUGACCUUGAAAAGGGAAACAAAUAAAACAAUUUUUUUCUUUGAAAUAUCUUAAUGUUUAUGAAAAUUAUUAGGAAUUAUGUGUUUUUACUCAAUCAAUUGUCUUGAUUUUUUUCCCUCUUUUUUCCAAUAUACACUGAUCCUUUUUGUUACUUUCAAGCCUCUGUAUGUAUGUGGUUCGAUGUGGUGAAAGCCAAAUCCCUUUUGACUCUUUAUCUAUACUAUUCAUCUUUCAAUCUUCUGUACUUUACGCGCAAUUUUUUUUUUUCAAAAAAAAAUUAUCUAUUAUGUAAUAUUUAUUAAAUAGGUAUAAAAAUAAAUGAUCAAUGCAUACUGUUCAAUAAUAAAAUAAAAAUAAUGAUUCGA
This is a messenger RNA of Heterobilharzia americana, 9233 nucleotides long. The record is from the annotation of a GenBank genome assembly. NCBI's taxonomy places the organism in Eukaryota, Metazoa, Platyhelminthes, Trematoda, Strigeidida, Schistosomatidae.